Spirometra erinaceieuropaei is the source of this 468-nucleotide messenger RNA. The record is from the annotation of a GenBank genome assembly. Lineage: Eukaryota; Metazoa; Platyhelminthes; Cestoda; Diphyllobothriidea; Diphyllobothriidae.
AUGCGGACUCGCCGCCAUCGCAGCACCGCUGGAAUUAUCUUCUCCACCCGCCUUCUGCAGGAGAAGUGUCAGGAGAAGCGGACCUAUCUUUACGCUACCUUCGGAGAUCUGACAAAAGCCCUCAACACGAUGAAUCGCGAAGGACUGGGGAAAAUCAUGCGGAAAUUCGACUGUCCCGAGCGACUCACUCAGAUGUUACGUCAGUUUCACGAUGGCAUGACGGCGCGCUUCACGGAUAAUGGAGUCGUCUCAGAGGCAUUCGCAGUGACCAACGGGGUGAAUCAGAACUGCGUCCUCGGCCUCAUGUUCACGAUCAUGCUACUGAACGCCUAUUGUGAAAGCGCCCCAGGAUCCGCGUCGCCUACAGAACGGACGGCCAACUCCUCAGUCAUCAGCGGAUGCAGUUCCAGUCGCGUGUGCCCACAACUUCCGUCCAUGAACUUCUGUUCGCCGACGACUGUAGCCUAA